Messenger RNA from Pyrenophora tritici-repentis Pt-1C-BFP, 4059 nucleotides. Its product is annotated as GimC, Prefoldin, chaperonin cofactor. Lineage: Eukaryota; Fungi; Ascomycota; Dothideomycetes; Pleosporales; Pleosporaceae. Gene Ontology annotation, biological process: protein folding. Gene Ontology annotation, cellular component: prefoldin complex; cytoplasm. The record is from RefSeq and is a predicted model, not a curated record.
AUGGCAGAAGCAGCUUCUCAUAUCCGGCGCAAGCCUCCACAACAUGGCCCCUACAUCCUCCGCAAGCUCGUCGCGAACCUGCCACUGUCUGCCGACGGAGACUCUGCUGAUGUGCGCAUAACCUGUGUCGAAGUAUGGAAUGGCAAUCUCUACGUGGGUACCUCCACAGCCGAGAUCAUCCACUUCGUUCUGCUUCCACCCGAGCCCGAUAAUCCCUCUGAAGAGCCCACCGCCAUCAUUGCCUCGCGCCUAGAACCUCCGCACAACGAUAGUAACGGGCCUGGCGUACAGCACAUCUUACUACUCCCCAGCAUCGGCAAGGCUUGCGUACUAUGCAACAAUACUCUUUCCAUAUACUCACUUCCUGAGCUCAGUCCCGACUCUUCCUUUAAGCCGAUAAGUUGUUUAUGGGUCGGAGGCGUGGAUCUAAACGAAGAUUUCGAUGCUUCGCCUGAUGAUGGUGUAGUCGUAGUCAUCGGACUGAAGAAAAGACUGCGGUUGGUGCAGAUAUCCGAGAACUCCCCUCCAAAAGCAAUCAAGGCAAUUGAAUAUGGCGGUUGCCUAGUUUCAGUGCGUCGAGACACCUUCUCGUGUGCUGCCGAUGCCCAUUCGUAUGCCCUCUUGGACGUCGUACAUCAGCAGAAGAUUGGUCUUUUCCCAAUCUCCUCCUUGGAUCCAGACGCUGGCGACGUCGGUGGCGCAGCUGAGCAUCUGGCGACCGUACCUAAUGCGCCCUCUAGAAGCGUCUCUAAUGCAAGUCCACACCCAAGAGGCCCUGAAGAGCAGCGUGGCCAUACCAGGAGUACAAGUUUGAAUGUUCUUGGCAUAGGCAGUCCCUCCUCUCGAACAGCGAGCCCACGUCCUGCAGUCCGGCGGCAUGGCUUUGAUGUGCCAGAGUCGCUUUCUCGUGAUCUAUCACCCGCUCCACCACGAUCACCGGGCCAUGCUCCAAUGGGUAGCGAGAGUUCAGAGCAAGCAUUUAGCCAUCCUCGCAGUGGGGCGACGUCGCCUGACAAACCAUUACCACCGCCUCCUCCAGGAGGGGACAGCGUACAAAUUGAGGAGUCUCCAUUACCACAGCCUCCGCAAUUUGUCCCUUUGAAACCUCAUGUCGCAUCACCGAACCCAAAUGAGUUCCUACUCACUGUCGGCACAACGCCUCUUGAUCAAGGCGUCGGUAUGUUUGUGAAUCUUGAUGGAGACAUGUGUAGAGGCAGCAUACAGUUUAGCAGUUAUCCCGACGCUAUCGCUGUGGAUGGCACCGGUAUAGAUCUAUCAGCAUCCAUGAGUCCAGAUAUGAACGCUGAUGAAGGCUACGUACUGGCGGCUGUACAUCAAGAGACGGAUGGUGGUAUGGCCUAUGGCGUUGAAAUUCAACGAUGGGAUGUUGAUCCGAGUGCUGGAGAAGUCGACAAAUACUGGCUUGACUUCGACCGACUUGGCUUACCAGGCCACAGCAAAGGUUCGCAUAUUCCAACACCUAUAGGUAUGCGAACUGUAAUACAGCCAUAUGACCUCAUUAUUCCAGAGGUCGGGGCAGCACUUACCAUGCAGCCAUUACAACUCAAGUCCUCUGGAAACGCGGUCGAAAAAGUCUCUGAAGCGGCAAAAGCUCAAAAGAGGGCAGACCGUGAGUUCGCCGAGCGCUUAUCAAAACUGCAGUCGCAGACCGUUGUCUGGACCGGUGAUCAGAUCUGGUGGACUGUACGCAACCCACUGGUGACUCGUCUAGACGCGCGAAUUGAGGAAGCUCAAUACGCUUUGACGGGAGACGGGACGCGCAUACAUCCCAACCGGGGUUUGUUGGAGAGACUCCUCGGCGAUAUACGGGGACAAGAACCUCGCAACGAGGCUGAAUAUCUUAGUCUGAUUUACAUUCGCCAGAAAGCCUCACUCUUGCUCUUCAUGGACGUCGUCCUACGUACGCAAGCGGACGGGAUUAUCCUCGAGAACGAAAAACGCAUUACUGAACAAGCACUCAUCGAAGGAGAGAUGGAUCCGCGAGUUGUUUUGAGCCUUAUGCCGAUUCUUAAUCAGGAGGUGGUCCAAGGAGCAGAAGGUAUCCAGAUAUAUGGCGGAAUAACAACGCUUGUUGAACAGUUCUUGUAUCAGAACGAUCUCUCGACUGUGUCGAAGAACGCUAGCGGACCCUUCCGCGACAACCUUCUCCAGUUCGUAAAGAGAUAUCUUCAAUUUUGGAGGAGAAGAAAGGGAAUGGCGAGUGUAACAAACGAUCCAUACGUAUUCAGAACUGUGGAUGCGGCGUUGCUCCAUAUCCUUCUACUACUGGAUCAGGGCAGUCCGAGGGGUACUUCCAGUCCCAGUCCUCACCGAACAGAACUCUAUGACUUGCUUGACAGAGAGGUAGAGUGCUUUGAUCGAGCUGUCGAAUUGUUGGAACAGUUCAAGCGUCUUUUCCUAUUAAGUCGACUGUACCAGGGCAAUUGCAAAGCCUCCGUCAAAGCAUCGAAGGUGCUCGCAACUUGGAAAAGGAUCAUAGAGGGCGAGGAAGACAAGGGCGGCGAACUUGUAGAUGGCGAGCAUAGGGUGCGAGACUACCUAACAAAAAUCCGGGACCAAGCUCUUGUCGAAGAGUAUGGAACAUGGCUUGCAAAUCGCAACCCAAAGCUUGGUGUCAAAGUCUUUGCAGAUGAUCAGAGUAGAGUCAAGUUCGAGCCUACUCGAGCUGUCGCUCUAUUGAAAGAGAAAGCUCCGGGUGCAGUCAAGGAGUAUCUGGAGUACCUCGUCUUCGACAUCAAAAAGCAUCCUCAAUAUGUUAAUGAACUUAUCGCUUUUUACCUCGAUACCGUCAUUACCGAGCUGGAAAGCAAACCAGAAUCACGAGCCACUUUAUCGCAAAGCUACGAAACAUAUCGUAUUCUAGAGCCGCCAAAACCAACAUAUUACUCCUUUAUCAUUGACAAUAGUCUCGAUGUUGAGUGGUGGAGUGCACGACUUCGCUUGCUCCAACUACUUGGGGACACGUCUUCUUACGACGUGGACGCCGUUCUGUCUCGUCUGCAGCCCUAUGAACAAGAGCUGGUAUCAGAGAUGAUAAUCCUAAACGGGCGACGGGAGAGACACGAAGAAGCACUGAAGUUGUUGACACACGGCCUAGGUGACUACAACACUGCAUUAAACUAUUGUUUAUACGGAUACGCAUCAAUACACCGACCCAUCACCGCCGGUGCUCCACCUGUUUCGCAGAACCAGAUACCCAUCCGCGCCGAACAGUCACGCAUGCUCGGCUUCCUUUUGCAGGAGUUUUUGAAGAUUGAGGAUCUUUCGCAGCGUGUAGAGCGCACAAGCGAACUUUUAGAGCGCUUCGGGGGUUGGCUCGAUGUUGCUGAUGUAUUGGCUAUCCUGCCCGACGAAUGGUCAGUUGAUGUAUUUUCGGGAUUCUUGGUACAAGCUUUAGGUCUUGGCGCUUGUGCACGCGAAGGCACAAGCAACGCUUCGGAUAUCAUCGCUAACGUCCUCACCAUCACUUCUCAAUCUCGAACAUCGUCAUCAUACCUCUCAAACACACUCUUGUAUUUGGAGUCGCUCAACACGAAGAUGCAGCGUCGUAUGCUCACCAAAGACGAGGAGGCUUCAGCGCAGAACGAAGACCUUGAAGUGCGACGUGAAGACCAGGAGAAGAUCAACAGGUUCAGCUCCUUACACCAGAAAGAAGAAAUUCUCGAAGAAGAGCUGCGUGCGAAAAUUAAGGAGAAGGAGGACCUUGAGGAAAUCUCAGGCGAGUUAGAGCUAGUCGAUGAGGAGGAAAAAGUACCAUACAAGGUCGGCGAUUGCUUCGUAUCAUUACCGCAGCCCCAGGUCCUUGAGCUCUUGAGCUCAUCAACAGAGACUAUCGAUGGCGAGGUAGAGGCUCUCAAGUCAAAGCUUGAAGGUAUCCAGGAAGAGAUGGGAGAGCUAAAGAAGGCGCUGUACGGACGUUUCGGUCGCAGCAUCAACCUCGAGACAUAACGUAAAAAUCUGCAUCAUACUCCAGUAUCUUCAAUAUACCGAAAGCGAGAAAAGAAGCAACUCUGUCCGAAUCCAACAUCUAUUCCGUAA